Molecule: messenger RNA, 2061 nt
Organism: Eremothecium gossypii ATCC 10895
Lineage: Eukaryota; Fungi; Ascomycota; Saccharomycetes; Saccharomycetales; Saccharomycetaceae
Gene: FRE8
Product: putative ferric-chelate reductase
Exons: 1
Coding region: 1-2061 (686 amino acids)
Cellular component (GO): plasma membrane
Source: RefSeq, marked provisional
AUGGGAGGAGCAUGGCAAGAAGCGGUGGUGCGGUCUAUAGGCGCGGCCGAUGAACGGAUGGUGCGGCUGUCGGGCUGGGCGAGCCUGGCGCUGGCGCUGGGGUUGGUGUGCGUGGUGGUGCCGGUUGUGAACUACAUGCGGCUGAACCCGUGGGUUUUCAGGGUGAUGCACCACUGGCGGCAUCACGUGAUGCGGCGGCACGGUGCGAUGUGCCGGAAGUUGGUGCAGCAGCGGACGCUGUGGCUAGCGCUGCUGUGGUGCAUGUUGGGCGGGGCGUGCGCAGUGGUGGGGAGCGCGGACGUGGUAGUGGUGACGAAGCGGCUGGGGCGCGUGGCGGCGGCGUUCAUGCCUGCGCUGUUUCUGUUGACGCUGCGGCCGUCGCCGCUGCCGUAUACGCUGUACCUGUCACUGCUGCCGAUGCACAAGUGGCUGGGGCGCGUGGUGGUGCUGCAGGCGACGGUGCACAGCGCGCUGUACACAUGGUACUUUGCGACGUCGGGGAAGAUGGCAAAGAUGAAAAAGACGGCGAACUGGAUGGGCGCUGUGGCGCUGCUGGCGUUUGUGCUGAUCGCGGCGACAUCGCUGCCUGCGGUGCGCAGGCGCCGGUUCAGGACCUUCUACUACGUGCAUUAUGUGGGGACGUGGGUGUCGGUGCUUGCGGUGCAUGUGCACUCGCGGCCCCCGGUGACAACGUACACGGUGCUGAAUGUCGCGCUCCUGCUAUACCAGGCGUGGUAUCGCAUUAGCAGGAUGAGCACGACUACCGUGACGGUGGUGCCGAUCUCGACGUCGCUGGCGCUACUGGAAUUUCCGCUAGCGGAUCUGGUGGAAAAACCACAGCUGCCUUCCGGGCACGUGCGCAUCAACCUACGAGCGCCAAGCAUCUUGGGGAGAGUAUUUCAGCAUAUUAUGCCGAUGCAGCAUCCAUUUACAGUCGCAUCGUUGCCAACGGAUACGACGGUGCGCCUGAUCGUGCGAAAGUCCCGCUUCCCCCUGGUAAACAAUGGGAAGUAUUAUGUGACCGGAGCCUUCGAGCCCAAGGUUGAUUUUCUUUCUCACCGAAAACGGCGCAUGCCUGGUUCAUGGGCUCCAGAACCGGCUUCUCCGUUUCAGUGUCAGUCGCCGUCACUACAAUCAUCUCCUCUCCAUUAUAACAUCAAGGCAUCGAGGGUGCUUAUGGUAGUUGGUGGCAGCGCAAUUUCGUUUGGGCUGCCAUUUUUGCGUAUUCUGAACUUUAACGGUGUGAACGUGCGGCUAAUAUGGGUCUGUCGAGACUACCACGAUUUGCGUAUCUUGAGUCAAUUUAGAAGCAAUUUCAAUGGGCUGGAAAUUUAUGUGACGGGUACAAAUUGUGAAGAACAGGAUCUUAACAUAGAUUACGUGGACUAUGAUGAAAGAAGUUCUGAGGGCGAGCGCGAUCCUGAACGUUGUGCGUUGCUCUCUCCAAAAGCCAGCGAAUAUAAUUGCCUGACUCCCACGACAGGUGGGAGCACGUUAUCGGGCAGAGACGCCCAUAACUACUCAACCUUCCAGAAUCGAUGUCACAGCUGUAAACAUCUUGACCGGGGUUGCCGAGAUUUGGAGGAUCAUGCAAUAGCUGACAUCAACGAUGAAAUUGAUUUUACAGAUUUCUUCAGUACCCGCCACAGCACUUCUAAAUACCAUCCAAAGGAAAACUCCAAGUUGCCUGUUAUUACCAAAGACUCUGUUUUUCGCAAGCCUAACUACGUCGUUCCUCCUGUCUUUGAUAGGUACGAUCUAAAAACUGGAUUCACCACAUACACUACGAGGGAAAAGCUGAGCAUCCCCACCGGAGUCAAAUUAUUUUUUGGUAGGCCAGUAUUGUCUCCCAGAGAUUAUCACUGGUGUCUUCAGAAAGAGUGCAUUGGGCCAUCAGAAACUAAUGAAUGCUGCCGGGCGGACAUUGCAAAUAGUACCCAUGUUGAUGAUCUAGCUCGCGUAUGGGUUUUGGCGGCCGGUCCCCAAGCAUUGGUAGAGGCUACCCGUAUCUGGGCUAGCGAUGGAGGUUUGCAUUUCCAUGAGGAGAGCUUCAAAGUCUGA